GGAAAAUAAAGGUUGGGAUUUUUCCAUCAUUUUGGGGAAACUUCAUUAUGAAUAUGGUAGUUAUGAGCAUCAACUUCACCUUCAGGAGGAUGAUGGAAACAAGAUUAAAGCAUACCAAAAUAGAACUCCAGAAAGACAAAUGGAAAACACACAGGAUGGAAACCUGGGGGACUGGUUCAAGAUCACAGUCCCUUAUGGGAUAAAAUAUGACAGGACAUGGCUAAUGAAUUCAAUCCAAAGCCAUUGCAGUGUCCCCUUCACUCCAGUGGACUUCCACUAUGUUAAUCACCUGGCCCAGUUCUUUGUCCAGGAUGCUAGUGCUGCCUCUGCAUUGAAGGACAUAAACUACAAGAUUUUUGAUGAGGAGAACCAAAAGAUACCUAUCUUUGUUAAUACUUCUGCUGCACCCUACUCUGUGAGCAAUAAGUUGGAGCCAGAAAAAAUGGAACAGCUAAAGCUGACCAUAAGCAAACGAUAUGACGUUUCCCAGAAAACUCUUGACCUUCAUAAGCUCCGCUUUGACCCAGACUUACUGGGCCAUGAUAUUAUUAUAAUCCUGAAUCGAAGAAACUACAUGACUGCCAUCCUGCAGACCAUCAAAAAGAAUAUCCCUGAGCUGUUGUCCUUGAACUUGUGUAAGAACAAACUGUGCCACCUGGAUGGCCUGUCCGAUAUUAUACAGAUUGCCCCCACAAUAAAGACCCUGAACCUUUCAAAAAAUGAGCUAAAGUCAGCCAAGGAGUUGGACAAGAUAAAAGGGCUGAAGCUCGAAGAGCUGUGGCUGCAAGGGAACCCCUUGUGCAAUACCUUCCCAAACCAGCCAACUUACAUAAGGUUGGUGAAAACACUGUCACCCUUUCUGGGAGAGAUCUUUCCUCCACCCCCUAAGAACCAAAUGAUUCCUGACUCUGAUGGCCAGGAUUUACCUCCACCAACUGUAACUGGCAUUGUAGACAUGGACAUAAUAAAACCCUGUAAGGAAAGCUUUAAAGGACCUGAGACCCUGAAGAAUCUAGUCUUUCAAUUCCUGCUUCAAUAUUAUUUGAUUUAUGAUUCUGAAGACCGAGAAAGUCUCCUCAGCGCUUACCACGAGGAGGCCUGCUUCUCCCUGACUGUUCCCUUCAACUCCAAAGACCCAGCCCUAAGCAACUUGUGCGAGUACUUAAAGGAUAACAGGAAUAUGAAGAACCUCAAGGAUUCUGACCUGCGGUUUCAGCUACUGAAGCAUACAAAGUGUGAGAUUGUGAACUCCCUCUGUGUGUUCCCCAAAACUCAGCAUGACCUUAACUCCUAUGUGGUAGACCUGUGGGCCCACACGGAAAUUAUGCUCUGUUUUUCUGUCAGUGGGGUUUUCAAGGAAGUGGAAGGAAAGUCUCAAGGUUCUGCCCAUGCCUUCACCCGGACCUUCAUCUUGUCUUCUGGCAGCAAUUCCAGUAUGUGCAUCAUGAAUGAUAUACUGACUGUGGGGAAUGCCAGGACAGAAGAAACCCAGAGUGCAUUCUCCAUUCCAGUACCUACACCCACCUUCAGCUCCCUAUCUACCCUCUCCCAGGAGCAGCAGGAAAUGGUGCAGAGUUUCUCCAUCCAGUCUGGGAUAAGCCUCCAGUGGUCUCAGAAGUGCCUUCAGGACAAUGAGUGGAACUAUAUCAAAGCUGCUCAGGUCUUCACUACGCUCAAGGCCCAGGGCAAGAUCCCAGAGGAGGCCUUCAAACAAACCUCUUAAAAGGAGCUCUUG
Messenger RNA from Myotis davidii, 1735 nucleotides. Its product is annotated as nuclear RNA export factor 2. The record is from RefSeq and is a predicted model, not a curated record. Gene Ontology annotation, biological process: poly(A)+ mRNA export from nucleus. Gene Ontology annotation, molecular function: RNA binding; protein binding. NCBI's taxonomy places the organism in Eukaryota, Metazoa, Chordata, Mammalia, Chiroptera, Vespertilionidae. Gene Ontology annotation, cellular component: nucleus; cytoplasm.